Scaptodrosophila lebanonensis is the source of this 1649-nucleotide messenger RNA. RefSeq lists its product as uncharacterized. The transcript has 3 exons. The record is from RefSeq and is a predicted model, not a curated record. Lineage: Eukaryota; Metazoa; Arthropoda; Insecta; Diptera; Drosophilidae. Bases 147 to 1649 code for a protein of 500 amino acids.
ACAUAUUUUUUUGAUAUAAAGAGUGCAUUUUGAAAGUACAUAUUUCGAAUAUACAAAAAAUAGUUUACUUUUGUUGCCGCCCGCAAGGAUAAAGCCGCCUGUAAGAAAGUCACAGCUCAAACCACAGACCCAGACACAGUCAGACCAUGAGGAGCGUCCACUCUCUACUGUUGUUGUUGGCCUGCUCGGCCCUAGUGCUUGGCGGUCAGGCCAAAACGGUGUUCAGGCGAACGGAUAAAAUCUCAGAGAAUUUUAAACAGUUGGACCUGCCGCCAGAGGAGAUUGAUCCAAAUGUGGCGCCAGAGCCAAUGAAGGUGCAAACCAUAGAUGCGGAGGAUGUGAUCUCAACAUCGGCUCAAACCGAGGAACUGGACAACAGUGCCGCCGCCAUCUCAGCCGCUCCUGCCUCCACCAAUGAGUUGGGCAUCGAUGAGAGCGCCAAUGAGAUACCCAGUGCCGAAUCUGCCGCUCCAGCUGAGGUUCCCGCUGCAACAGCUGCUGCUGCAGCUAAUGCCGCCAAUGAGGCCAAUGCUGCCGAUGUGGCUCCAGCUGCCGCCGCAGCUGCUGCCACUGUCGCCACCACCGUGGCGCCCAAGCCCACAAAACAGCCCGCCAAGCCAUCCAGCGAGGAUAGCCAGAAUGGCAUCAGCCGCUACUGCAAGUGUUCAGAGUCGCACUGCGAUUGCUGCCGCAAGUUCGGUCUUCCGCUAAUUCCAAGCGGUCCCGGCUGCGCCAAGAUCUCAUAUUUGGGCAACGACGAGAUGUCCGUUUCCAUUAAGUAUGGUGAUCUGACACUAGCAUCUCGUCGCAUUUCCGCGAAGAAAGCGCGUCCCAUUUGCGUAGGUCUGCCCGGCGGCUACUCCAAGUUCUGUGGCCGCGUCUAUGGCCUUUCGCGUGCCAAGGAGAACUUCAAGGCGUGCCUGGCCUUCGAGCUGCGCGCUGAUGACGAAGUGGAAGCGGCGCUUCGUGUCUCCUGCUUCAAGUUCGGACCUGAGGGCUUGCGCGUAGCUGAGGCCGAGCCCCUGCCCACGGAAGUGAACAAGGAAGAGGAUGACGACGAUGAUGAUAUCUUUGGCUUUGCCGGCGGCGGUGAUGACGACGAGGACGAAGAGGACUAUGACGAUGCCGAAGAGCCGGAGGAAUCAGACGACGAUGAUGCCGACGACUACACCGAGGACGAUGAUGCCGAAGCGCCCGGCGAUGCGGACUAUGGCGGUUUCAGUCUGGGCGGUCUGCUCGACGAGCUGGACGAUGAUGAGGAUGAGAAGCCAAGCAAGAAGCCAGCAGCAUCAGCAGUUGCCGCAGUGGUGCCAGCCGCUGACCAGACUCGGGAGAAUGUAGAUCAGAAAUCUGUGGAGCUGGCGCAAAGCAAGGAUGAGGCGGGCACGGCUGCGGCACCCGCUGCAGCAGAAGCAGUGGCAGCGGCAGCGUCUGCAGCUGGCAGCGAAGCUGCUCAGUCGGCGGCAGCUGUGGAGGAAGCUGUGAGCGCAGUUACUGCUGCUCCUGCAGCGGCCGUAGAGGCCACCACAGCCAAGUCGAAGAAGUCGAAGAAGGCGAAAAAGAACAAGAAGAAGAAGGCCGCCGCAGAGGCGAGCGAGGGAGACUUUGCCUACGAGCUGCUCAAUGGGAUUCUGGAUUUUUUCAACUGA